Messenger RNA from Sitodiplosis mosellana (orange wheat blossom midge), 1177 nucleotides. RefSeq lists its product as uncharacterized. The record is from RefSeq and is a predicted model, not a curated record. Lineage: Eukaryota; Metazoa; Arthropoda; Insecta; Diptera; Cecidomyiidae. The transcript is spliced from 4 exons. The coding region runs from base 396 to 923 and encodes 175 amino acids.
ACGACUGUGCUAGCGUAACGCUCGCGAUGAAUUUAUUGUCCAAACGAAAGCAAAAUAAGUUGUAGAGUGAAGCUUGAGAAUACGCGUACAGUAUCGCAUUAGCUGUAGCGUAGAGAGCAACAUUUAAUUUAUCGGUUCAUUUUGGUUGAUUUUGACCUUUUAAUUUUUUUCUUGACUUUUUUGCGAUCGUUGGCAGAUUUUUUCCAACCAGAACUCUCACUGCAAAUUGAAUACUUGAUAAUAAAAAAAAGCUGUUCAAGCUUCAGACUUGUUUUAAGUUUAUUCAAGAUUCAGAUUUUUUUUCUCAAGUGAAAGCAUUACAAACCAAUUUAAGUUCUACUUACCAGAAAUCAAGUUCAAGUUCAAAAGAAAACGCAAUCGAAAACACGCUGAAAAUGGAAAUAGAUCAUGGGAUCACCAAAUGGAAGAUUCUUGGCUAUAUAAUUGGUUUAAUUGGAAUUGGAGUCAAUAUAAUUUACUUUGAUGGCUUUGAUACAAAAAUAAUAGUUAUUACGAUCAAUCAUUAUAAAUUCAUUAUACUUGCUAUAAAUUUAAUUGCGAGCAUAAUUUGGAUUUUCGGGCUAUUCUUUAACAAACCAGCUCUUCUUCUGCCACUUGUGAUCUGGUAUUCCUCAUUAUUUGCGAUCUGGGUGAUAAACAUAGCAUUCUAUGUAGCAGUGAGAGUGAUCCAAUCAUUUAAUCAGAAAUCACAUAGCAAAGGUGAAUGGGGAAUAAUCUUUGUUAUUUUUGACAUGGUAGCUAUUAUCGCAACAGUGAUCGUUUUGCUCAUCUAUAUACUGACGGUGACAUGUUAUAUAGGGUUUAGAAAGGCCAUUAAACGAAGCCGAUCGGAAAUCCCAAGAUUGGACGUUGAAUACACAGCAGCACCAACCAAAAAUGAACUUUAUCCAAAUUUUCACUGAAUAUUCGGCAAUUUUAGCGCAACAAUAAGCGUUUUGUUCAAUCAAUACUUCAAAAAACAUAUGGUAACACAGGCAAAGGUUUUGUUCAUACACUUGUGUGUUGUUCAAGCAAAGAUAUCAUUAUGCCAACGGUUUAUUUUAUGAAUAAAUGAUAAUGACUAGUGCUCUCGAUUCCGUUCAAGCUUUGAUGAAAGCGCUAAGUAACACGCAUAUAUAUGUGCUGCUGAUAAUAAAAAUAGAAAUACAGAAGUGAA